Orbicella faveolata is the source of this 1429-nucleotide messenger RNA. Its product is annotated as olfactomedin-like protein 2A. The record is from RefSeq and is a predicted model, not a curated record. NCBI's taxonomy places the organism in Eukaryota, Metazoa, Cnidaria, Anthozoa, Scleractinia, Merulinidae.
UGUAAUAAUUUCAUUAUCAUUUUAAUUAAACUCUUCGUCAUAAGGUUGUUCCCCCUUUUGCAACUGGAUCAAUUCUCAGGUGUCAGAUUUUAGUCUGUUCUUAUAUGGUAGCAUAGAAACCAAAUGAGAUUUGUCUUUACUUAUCGAUUUCUUGCAGACAGCUGCACUAACAUCAAGUCUGUUGGUAAACCUGUCACUCACAAUGCUCGACAGCACACACAAGGAGCCUGGAUGAAAGACCCACUAGGAAUCAUGGGUACUGAAACCAUAUUUGUUAUGGAAUCGUUUACGGGAAACAACGUGUUAGAAGAGUUUGAAAACAUGGACAUGUUCAAAGCAGGCGUGGCUCGUAAGACGUACAUUCUGCCUUACAACUGGGACGGAACUGGAGCAGUGGUGUAUGGAUCAUAUCUCUAUUAUAACAGAGCAGGAUCCGCUUAUAUCUACAAGUACAGCCUGCGCACAGAGCUCAUCGAGGCCACAAUCACCGUGAGUUCUUUCACAUCAAGGAAAAACCACUACCAGUGGGGCGGAUUCAGUGCAAUGGACCUGGCAGUUGACGAACAGGGAUUGUGGGUAUUAUGGGGCAGUACUGCAAACAGCGGGAAACUGUACGCAUGCAAAAUUGAUGUUUACAAAAACGUCAUCACUGACACUUGGUCACUGAACACAGAACCAAUGAGAUCGAUGGGCAAUGCAUUUGUGGUCUGUGGAGUGAUCUACUGUAUCGACGAUUAUAACAGCAAGUCCACUACCAUCAACUUUGCUUACGACACCAAGACAGGCAAACAGUGGAACCCCAACAUACAGUUCACAAACCAGUACGGCUACAACUCCAUGGUGGAUUACAACCCCAGAGAAAAAGUGCUGUACGCGUGGGACAACAGGCGUCAAGUUACUUACUCACUUACUUUUGAGGAACAUUAGAUUCUUGAAAGACACGAAUCUGAAGCAGGAGAUAAAUGUUUAACUUGUUGAUUGCUUUGCUUUUUUGUAGAAGACACGCUCAAACAAAAUACUUUUAGUUCACAAUUUGUACUCUUUUAGACUUCUUAUUCAGUCUUACAAAAACAAUACAACCUAUCACUCAUUUCAUUUACUGUACUGAAAACCCGUCCGCAGAUCUCAAUUGGCUUUUCGAUUCAGACUUUUGUUCUGUUCGUGGUCAGUUUUUUGACGAAAUCGGGUGUCUAUUUAGAUAAAAAUGUAAGACUUAGAUGUAGUGAGUAUUUUAAUGAGAAUUAAGAUCUUUGAUCAGGAACUGUCUCUGAUUGUCGGAAUAAGUGUAAAUUGUAAGUGUAGUUACUGAAGAACACGAAGGAAGACUUGUCUUCUGUAAACUGGCCCAAGUUUGAUUCAAGAGAUCAAAGUGUUGGCAUGGGUAAAACUGCUGUUAGUGCUGAGUGCUAAAAUAAAAUAUGAAAAAUAU